This is a messenger RNA of Pseudophryne corroboree (corroboree frog), 6278 nucleotides long. It is a transcript of the gene EFNB3, whose product is annotated as ephrin B3. Gene Ontology annotation, molecular function: ephrin receptor binding. The transcript is spliced from 5 exons. Bases 474 to 1457 code for a protein of 327 amino acids. The record is from RefSeq and is a predicted model, not a curated record. Gene Ontology annotation, biological process: ephrin receptor signaling pathway; axon guidance. Gene Ontology annotation, cellular component: plasma membrane. Lineage: Eukaryota; Metazoa; Chordata; Amphibia; Anura; Myobatrachidae.
AGAGGUGGAUGUGUCCAUGCUCACAGCCCCACAUCUUCCCUGGAAUCGCUGUUGUUCUGAGACUGACAUCCCCCCACCCAGCUCCCUCCUCCCCCUCCCGCCACCUACCCUUUCUUCUGGGGAAGGGGGAUUUAUUUUGCAGCCUGCCUCACAGCAGAGCAGACCCCACUGCAGGCUCCUCUCUCACUCAGAGGGGGACACAGGGACCAGGAGACAAAACCCCCAUCCUCAUCCUCCAUGCCGGCUCCCCUCCCCCACCAGCCCUGCUCAAAAUGACCCAGAUCCCCUCAUACCGGGCGACAGACCCCCGCUCGCUGCUCUCAGCCUGCCUCCUGCUAAUAUGGCCAAACUUUCCCUGCUGAACUUCAUCCCCAUCCUCUGAGGCCGGGAGACCCCGGGACCCCUCCUCCGUUCCUGCAGCCAGACCUCUGCCUCUGCCCCCAGUCCCGGCGUUUCCUGCAGACAAAGAGACCAUGUUCCUGCGGGAGCUGCUCCCAGCCCUGUGCCUGAGGAUGGUGCACGUCUGCCUGGUGUCAGCCCUCAGCCUGGACCCCAUCUACUGGAACAGCUCCAACAGGAGGUUCCAGGAUACGGAAGGGUACGUGCUAUAUCCUCAGAUUGGGGACCGAUUGGACUUGUUGUGCCCCCGCUCGGAACCCCACGGGCCCUUCUCCUCAUCCCCCUAUGAAUACUACAAGCUUUAUUUGGUGGGCACAGAAGAAGAGGUGCUAAAGUGCACCGUCCUGAGGACCCCAAACCUCCUCCUAACCUGUGAUCGGCCCGGCCAAGACCUCCGCUUCACCAUCAAGUUCCAAGAGUACAGUCCCAACUUGUGGGGCCACGAGUUCAAAUCCCACCGGGACUAUUUCAUUAUUGCAACUUCGGAUGGGACCCCAGAGGGGUUGGAGAAUCUUAAUGGAGGCGUGUGUCAGACCAAAGGCAUGAAGGUCACCUUAAAGGUUGGACAGAGCCCGGACGGAGGUGUGUCUCCCCGCAGACCCUCAGCGAGAGAUAAAGAUUCGGGGCUCUCUCCAUCGGUACCAAACCAAGACUCCUCAAUAUUUGCAGGAGACACAUCAGGCAACGCCACCAAAACUGGAGAAAAUGGGCCACUCCCUAAUUCCCACGUACCUCUUGUCGCCGGGGCGGUUGGGGGAGCCGUCCUUCUCCUAUUUGUGUUUGGCGUGGUGGGAUGGGUCUGCCACAGACGCCGGCAAGCCAAGCACAGCGACACCAGACACCCUCCCCUCUCAUUGGGCUCCAUUACUUCCCCAAAGCGAGGAGGGGGCAACAACAACGGGCACGAGCCCAGCGACAUUAUAAUGCCUCUGAGGCCUUCAGAAGGAGGUGCCUUCUGCCCUCAUUACGAGAAGGUCAGUGGGGACUAUGGACACCCCGUAUACAUUGUACAAGACAUGGCGAGCCAGAGCCCGGCCAAUAUCUAUUACAAAGUAUGAAAAAAAGACGCUAUCUUUGGCUUUUUUUUUUUUGUUUGUUUUUUUGUUCCUUUUUUGGAGGGCAGGGGGCUUAUUGUAGGAUAUUUGAAAGAUGGGGGUGGAGAACAUUAUAAAAGUAAAGGUUUCAUUGCAGAGCCCCCCUUCCCCCGCGCAUGCACCGCCCGCCCGCCUGCCUUACUCGGCCUCCCCAAGACGCGAGGCGCUGAAUUACAGAGCGGAGGUGCUGAUUUAUAGUCUAACCAGCAGCUAUUUGUCGAAAAAACUCGCUCCACCGCAGGCCAUAGAUGGUCAACGAGAAGGUCCAAGGUACCGGCCUCUACGUCUUAUCUCCCUGCCAGGGCGGGGGAGGGAUGUGGCGAGCCGUCAUGACGAAGUAACUCACCGGAGGCGACCUGUGUAAUGGAGACGAGCGAGCGACAAAGUCAGCUGUCGCUGAACCAAUAUGGCGGCAGUUCUCCAAGAAAUAUAUAUAUAUAUUUAUAUUUUCUUUUUACUCUCCAGCCCAAAGCCUUAAAUAAUAGCCUAUACCAUCUCUGUCCCUUCCUCCUACUGAUAUUUGCACAAAAGUUAAGUCACCUUCUUUGAAAAAAUGAUUUCCAGCUACGAUUCAGCCCCGUUUGAUGUCCUUCUCUCUUGUGCCUUUUUUGGAAUAUAGGCAAAAGAUGCGUCCCCCGCUGUUUACACCUCUAAUUUCGAAUUGUCACGGUUUACGUCUUAUGUCACCAUAAAACGCCAGGAGCCCUUUCUGCCUUUUUAUUUUCCCAAAUAAAUAAAAUAACGUGGUUCUAGGGGGGGGUGGGGGGGUGGACACACCAAAACCCUCCCUCUAUACAUAGUGAUGUUGCUCCGGCUGUGUCCGCACGCUGGGACAUGUUGAAAUAUUGCACCUCUGCUGCGAGCAUGGGAGAGGAAAACAGGAGGGGAGAGAGAACGGAGCGUAAUUAAGCUAGGCCCCGUAACCAUGGCGACGGAUCGGGACUACUCGCUCCUCAGAGUCUCCCCCCUCCGUGUCUGCCUCGCUCUCUCCCUCUCUGCUGUGGCAUUAAAAUGUCGGUCGCCAGGGAGACAGGGAACGAAAAUGAGCGAUAAAAAAAAAAAAAAGAAGAAGAAGAAGAGGGGGGAGAUGUAGUUUUACAGCUGAACAUUAGAUGGAUAUUUGAAGAUGUCAGCUUCACAAGUAAAUACACUUGAUAAAAGAUGGGCCCGCCAGGGCGGGGGGUCCAUUUUUAGACCUGACGACGGUCUCCUAACCCCCAUCCCCCCCUCUCCAACUCCUCAAAUGAAAUCAUAGCCCUGUGAAAACGAAGCGGACUCCCAUCUCCCAUGCCAACCUGAGACCCUGACGCUAUUGUGUUGGAGAUAUUAAAGGGAUGUUACAUUUACCCAAUAAAGGUUCUUUUGUCCGCGGUCGUAUGUACGGCUGUGAUAGGAAGUGACAGGUUUGGUUCGGGUCGGGAUACUGCGGCACAGUUCUCGUUACCAGGGGUAAGGUGUCGCGCCCGGCUUUAAAUCCCAUUAAUGAAUCCCACUUUUAUAUAUGGGAAAAUCCGUCUAGUCUCCUGUGUGCGCUCUUUAUUUAUAGGGCCGUAACCCCGUCCUACCAUUAAUAUGAUCUGAUUUUGACACUCUUUAUUAAGUCGUGUUGGCAGGCGUGGCCUCCAGUUGUUUGAUUUAUUUUAUUACGUUCCUUUUAGUUUAUCUCUAUAUACUUAAAAUAAAAUUACCAUAAAGUGUUAGAAAAAAAAAAAACGCACAUAAAAGUGCCGCUUUGGGGGGCAAAACUGCAGCACUUUUUAUUCCGUCAGAGACUUUUUGGGGGCUUAUUUAAUAACCUAGUGCCAACAGCGCUGGAGCCGUGUGACCCGUAGCGACUAAUCAGCUAUUUUCUCUGAUUAAUAUAAUCUGACAGCUGACUCGUUGCGGUGGGUUACGACGCAUUAUUGCGCUUAAAAGCAUUGUUAUUAAAUAGGACCUUUGAUCUCUAAUGGAAUAUAAUCUUCGUUUCCUCCCUCGUAAGAAAAAAGAGCUAAUGCUCCUUCAGACGACCUGGCUUGGAGCGCUUAUAGGAAAACAGCGCCGUGGUCCUCGCAGCCUUCUGAUUCUUAAGCCAAAAACCUUUGUUGCGUUCACACGGGCAUUAAUUACAGACGCGUCCCAGACAAAAACACAGGAACAGUCUGCGUGCAGCAUUUUCUUGUGCGUUUGCCUGCGUCGGCCUAUGAUAUGCCGCAAAUGUCGAGAAGUGCACCAAUCCCGCCUAUCUAUACGACCCCAUGGGAAAUAAUAUUUGUCUCGGUGGAUUAUUUUUAUACGCACUGACCAUAUAUAUUUUUUACAUCUUUUGGGUUUUUCCUUUUAUUACAGUGGAGAUUGCACCAUUUUCUUUACGUUUUGUAACUUGGUUUAUUUUUUUAAUAAAUACUACCUUAGCGCUCGGAUGAUAUGUUUUGGUUAUAUUCAAAAAUUUCUUAAGAAAUAAUAAGCUGUUUUUGAUUUUUUUAAAAUCUAUUUUUAUGUAUUUGGAAGAAUAUAACACUUUGAGACUAAAUACGGGAAUACAAAUAGGAUUUAUUUUGACUUUUAAAAAAAAAAUUGUAAAAAAUUGCGGAAUAUUCAUAUAAUAUUUCGGCUGAUUAUUCUGGACAAAGACUGUCGUUUCCCACCAAAUUGGAUUUCAUUACUGAGGGUGUGAAGGUGUUAAAAAAUCCAUAUUAGUUUUCUCUUUGCUGAGGUAUUAUAAAGAGUCGCUUAUGUAUAGUGGCAGAUACAAUUGCGUAGAAAUGUACAAUGUUUUGUGCCACCGAUAUACCAUGGAGAUGUGUUACAAAAGGCUCCUGAGGGACUUCGCACUUAGUUGAAUCACCCCACAGAAUCCAAAUAAUUUGUUGCAUGCCGGGGUGAAGUGACCUUACCAAAUUUCAGAAGUUUGUCUUGUCAUUAUUAAGGUGAAUCUUUCAAAUAAGCAUUUCUCAUACUGUUUAUAUAUGUAGUAUAUUUUUGCUAUACUAUACAGCUACCCCCCUAAACUAAAUGGCAGCCAUUUUGUGGCCAGCACCAAUAACCAUGGUAAUACUUUUAUUAUUUCACUUACAUUUGCAGCCUAUCAACUCGCCAGGGUUUAGUGAUAUCAUUAAGCGGUAGCGUGCCUCACCGAUGUCACUAGUUCCUCAUGUAUUGAGAGGCGGAAUAUUAUUGGGUUUACCACAAAAUGGAGGCUGCCAUUGGGUUUUGGGUUUGGCUGUACAUUAAGGGGCAUAUUCAGUUAGCUGUGGUAAAAAAUAAUUUUACUGUGACUUUAAUUAAUGCACUUAUCGCGCGCUCGUAAUUCUUGACCAGUUUAAUUAGAAGACGUACUUGUAUGGUAAUUUUGGCUGUUAAUAGUCGCAUUAAGUGUAGGGAAAAAUGAGCGAACAACUCUGUACCCCCAAAAAAUGCAUAAAAUAUUGGAUAAUACAAUAGAUGUCUAUUAGUGCAAAAUGAAAAAUAUUUGGUGCUCCUCCUCCUACGAUGAAUUGGCUGAUUUUUGCAUUUUUAUUUUUUAUUUUUAUAAAAUUAUAGAAAACAAGAUUUUGCAAGCAAAUAAAUGUUCUAGGUUAAUGGGGGCUGCAUAAAAAUGCCUGUAAAUUGAUAUUUGAGCCACUUAUAAAAAUGUGUUAAACGCAACACCUGUAACUCACACCUGCAAAGGCUUAAAACAUCUGUCCCAUUCAAACAGUACCCUCAUAUACUUGCCACACAACUUUUAACCCAUUCUGCACUUUGCAGAAUAUCACCCCAAAAAUUCCAUGUAAUUUUUGGCCAAAUUAAGAUAAUUAAAACUAAUAAGUGCCUAAUUGUAUCUUUAGGAGGGUGUAUCGGGGGUUGUGAACCAAGACCCAACAUUUGUACUUCAAAAUGUGGAUUUUCAGAAACUUCACCCGCUCAGGGGCUCAGAAAAAAAAAAAAGCUGCGUUAAAUCCUACUGAAAAUUACCACAGCUAAUUGAAUAGGAAAAACUUGAGUUAAGGUGAAUUGCGGGUUAACUCGGCUAAAUGUAAUUUGCCCCUAAUUGUCUUACUUUGUGCAAAUAAUCAGGCUUAUGCCAAACGUGGCUGGCUGUCUCCCUUUCUAUUUUGUAAUCUCAGGCUUUAACGUAGCUAUAUUGGGCUUGUGUCCAUAUGUAAUGUCCCGUUUGCCUUACCCCCCCUUCAGAGCCUACAUAUCAGAGCACAGCUGACAUGUCUCCAUUUUGUAACAUGCAUUAGACACUCAGGUCUAUCUGCCGGGGGGAAAUCACCUAGCUUGGCGGAGGUUCCACCAGUGUCUCAUAGAUGAUUGUCAACCCUGACUCCAUUACUUUCAAAAUGGCUGCCCUCACGUCAAGUGUCAUUAAAUUCAUUUUUUUUUUAUAGCAACCGCUAUUGUCAGGAGGUUUGUGAUGUGUUCAUUAAGUGAAAGUUGGAUUCCAUGAUUCCUAAUUAAAUAUUGUGAUCAUUUGAAAACAGUGUUCUCGUUGCCUUGACCACUUGUACCAACCCCUUCGCAAAAAGAGGGAAAAAAAAUAUCUGUAAAUAUUUUACACAUUUGUUAUUAUUUUUUUGUUUUUUUAGUUUUUUUUGUAGCAUUUUUUGUUAAAAAAACAAACAAAAACAAAAAUAGUUUUUUUGUAUAAUUUUAAUUUAGAAUGGCGAUCAUUUUGUAAAAGAAAAAGUUGUCAUUAGAGAUAAUUUAUGAAUUAAUUAGAAUAUUGUUAGCGCCUUGGAAUUGUAAUUAGCACAUGGCUCCUUUUGAAGGGGAAACAUUUUUUUUUUUUGCUUCUUUGUGGUAAAUGAAUUAAAAGUU